Molecule: messenger RNA, 735 nt
Organism: Verruconis gallopava
Lineage: Eukaryota; Fungi; Ascomycota; Dothideomycetes; Venturiales; Sympoventuriaceae
Exons: 1
Coding region: 1-735 (244 amino acids)
Source: RefSeq, a predicted model, not a curated record
AUGAACAAUGUGUCUUUUCAAUCAGACGGUGACAUUCAUGACUUCUUCACACGGUGGACUGACCAGCUUAUCAAGAAGCAAGACCUACUUACCAAACAACUUAGUUCCGCGCAGGUGGAGGUCGAUGAACUAAAAACACUCAUCUCAAUCAGAGACGAGGAUAUCGAGAAGCUUCAGACCAAGGUCAAGUGUCUCCGCCGGAAAUCUCAAAAUUGCAUUCAAGCUAGGACGCUCAAAGACGAGGUUGCCAGUCUGAAAGAACAAGUUACCGACCUGACAGAACGAGUCGCCAUCGCCAACAAGAUCGCCCUCAGUCAUAAACAGAAUUUUGAUGAAAAGUGCGCACAACUAUCAAGAAUUCGUCAGUCAAAAAUGGAAGAGCGAAAGCGUUUUGAAGAUCGCGUACAAGAACUCGAGCUUAAGAUCAAAAGCUUGACAUCUAGACUGCUUUCAAAGUCCCCGAACUCUUUUGACAUCCCAUCGCCCAGACCGUACAUUUCCACGCUCAGCAAAGCCAUCGGAAGAAACAUUCCUGAAUCAGAGGCCACUUCAGUACCUAAUAGCUCGAACUCUGUCCAUCAGCAUAACAGUUUUUGCCUGUCAUUGGAAACUGCAGCAAGGACAAUGGUCCAACAAGGGGCCGGUCUCGUAAAAGGAUUUGGAGAUGUGAGCCUUGCUUUGCUCAAACUAAAAGAGGUGCUUGAUGAGAAGAAUACCAAGCAAGAGGAGCUCUAA